UAUCAUUGUUCUCAUCUAUGAGGUUAUUGGCUAGAUAAAUAGUAUGUGUUGGGAAGGAGGAUGUGUUUGACUGCGUGUCAUGGCAUAGCUUUUUAGACCAUACGUAGAUCGUUAACUACUACGGUGUUAGCUACAAGAACAGACGUUGGCUAAAAGUUGUGCAUUUAGCCUCCUCCUGCCUGGAUGUUAGAGCUGUGAUGGUGGUGUGUCCCCUGCCUUCAUUGUGACUCGUGUCCACCACCUUCCUUUCCCUGCCCAGUGUGUGUGCCACCAUUUCACCAUGACCCUGCAUCUUCUUCUCGUCCUGUCCCCUGUCCUUGGGCUCCUGGUGCUACCUUGUCUGUCAUCCCAUGUGGCCAGCCAGUUCAGCAUUGUGGCCAGCCAGACAAUGACAGAGCAAACCCAUUGCUCUGAAGCAUGCUCACUCAAUAUGACAUGUGAUCAUGCUGUCUUUUGGAAAGAGAAGUCCACCUGCUUUUUCUUGACAUGUCCAAAUUGCACCAACUAUAGCAGUAUCUCCGUCGCUGACCUGAUAAGGGAACAAGAAACAGACAUCAGUGUUUUUAAGAGCGACGCUAUAAAUGUCACUCAGUCUUCAAGUUCCGUAACUCCGUCAGAAAGCCAACAUAAGAACCCUACUGCGCAUAAAUUGACAGUCGGCAAUAAUGCCAAUCAAACUACACAAACCUCUGCCCUCAAUGAGGCCGGCUCUACCUCACAGCACAGCGAUGCUGGUCAGGCUCCAACUGCUGGAGACUCUCCUGAUGUCUUAACUGCAUCCACCAUGAAUGCAGCACCUUUGCCAGCUCUCAAGAAUGACACAGCAACUACACUAUCUGAGACAUCCCACAAGUCAAAGGUCCAAAGUCCAGUAAUAACCACAGCCACUUCAGUAAAGCUGGAAUCUAUUACUGUUAUGACUCCACCAGCCAUCACACAGAUAAUGACAAUAACGGAAUCAGAAACCACAGCAACCACCACUAUGACUACUACCACCACAACAGCAAUGCCAUCUACUACCAAUACCACCACAACACAACCAACUACCACCAAAACAAAAAUACCAACAACUGCCACCACAAUAAAAAUGACAGCAUUACCAUCAACUACCACUCCAAAAACAACCACCACCGCAGACACGCCUACAGAUGAGGAGAAGAAGCCGUCACCAACCAUUCCGGAGGCCCCCAACUCUCAAGCUACCUCCGGAAAUGCCAUGGUUCCUUCAACCGCCACUGCUGAGGUCAGCACAAAAAGGCUGGACGAAGACCCCAACAGAGCCAUUAUAGAUGUUGUUGCCGGCGAGAUUCUGACUCGCCAGUUGGUGGACACAAGCGCUCUAUUGGCUGUUCUCUUGUUUGGCCUCCUCUUCUUCCUAGUUACAGUUAUUCUCUUCCUCACACAGGCCUAUAAGAGUUACAGGAGGAAAGACUACAACCAGGUGGACUAUCUCAUCAAUGGAAUGUAUUCUGAUUCAGGCGUUUAAAAGUGAUAGUUGAGUGUUUACAUUUCAACAUGGUUCGGUUAUUUCUAUUUUUACAUUUUAUUUAUCGGAAAUGGUUAAUAACAUACAUGAGUUAAGAGAUUGUUAAUGUUGCAGCAGCCUUUGCCCUAGUAUUGUGUAACAUUUCUGUCUUAAAGGUACUCCAGCAUAUAAGUUGCCCCUGCUGUUGUAUCACCACAUUGGUUUGUUAGUCCUAUAUUUCUAUGUCUUACAUUUCUAUGCAGAUUAGUAUUCCACCUCAAACCAAUAGGAUUAUGGCCAUAGACUGUUAAGUGUUCCGUAAAAAAAAAAAUGGUGAAUAUCAUUCCGAGUUCUGUGGAAAAGGUUUAUUGAUGUAGCUUUAUUUACAUCUCUGGUGUUUCAUUUAUUGUACAUUUUUCACUUAUGUAUCCAUUGCUUUGUGUACGUUUUUUGUAUAUUUUUUUUCAUGCUAUUUUCCUUUGUUCAUGACUUGCAUGUUUCCUUUGUUUACCAUUCCUGUCCUUGGAUUAAGAUUGAAGGCCAAAAUGAUCACUGUAGCACUGAAGCACAUUAACGUUAAAGCCAAGGGAAUUGUCUAGCCAUUUCUGAACUCCAUUCCAUGACGAAGAAGGAACGGUUAUAUGAUAACCAAGAGAGACUUUCCAAUGUGGAGGAACUUCUGUCAAGGUUGGAAACGGGUCUGAAGGCCUGUUAUGUGCCAAUUUAAAUCUUACUAAUGUGCUAUGAGAUGUUAUUUCCAGUAAAGAAAACAAUUAAGAAUGA
This is a messenger RNA of Oncorhynchus gorbuscha (pink salmon), 2248 nucleotides long. RefSeq lists its product as uncharacterized. Bases 281 to 1486 code for a protein of 401 amino acids. The transcript is spliced from 4 exons. Lineage: Eukaryota; Metazoa; Chordata; Actinopteri; Salmoniformes; Salmonidae. The record is from RefSeq and is a predicted model, not a curated record.